AUGGCGGGUACGACGGAGAUACAUUCUUUAUUCGCUGAGAGAAAGUAUGCGUGUCUCGAUUACUACGAUGUGUCGGUGCUUAGCAAAGCACAAAAAGUGACCAUAGUAGAGGAAAUGAGCAAUAUCCUUCAUGCAUUCCUCAAAUAUAUCGGGCAUUCCCAUGAGGUACCCGAGAAGGAUAGUUGCCUUCGCGAGUCACUUUGGAGAUGGGCUCGAACGGAGCUGACCAGAGCGACUUCCUGUGACAUCGCCUCACUCAAUACCCUCCUCGAAGAGGCCGUUUCGAGCACGGAGGGCUAUUAUCCUGUCGCAUCUCAUGAGGUGAGGUUAAUGAUGGCCAAAGCCACAGCUUUAGCCAUCAGCCUGGACAGCAAUUUCCUCUCCCCGGAGGCAAAAGAGAAGCUUCCACAUUCGCAGAAUCGCUUCUGGCAGGGCCUGGAGCCAGAGGAUGUAUGGUCGCCCGUAUUUUUUAAUUUCGUUGGAGAGUGUGCAGGCCUUUUUGGCGCCAAUAAUCCUUUGCUAGGUACGUUGGUUUCUUCCGGGUGGUCACGUUGGCUUGACGGAUGCCUGUUGGAAGAACAGCUGUGGGGAAUAGUCCAAAAUAUAGGAGAUAAAGAAGGACAAGCACUGGAUACCAACUUCUGUCCAAUUGAGGACUUUCCCUACUACCUUCGGACUCUAACGGGGGCGCCAAUAUCAUACUGUGUCCCAGCUUUUAAACCAUCGCGCGAAGUGGAAGUUCCGUAUUCCGUGUGGUUUUCUUAUGCGCCGGCUUUAACAACGGUUAUUAAUCUUGGAAAUGACUUAUUUUCCUAUCCAAAAGAGGUUUUUGAUGGCGAGAAAGUCAACUAUGUCUCGCUUGUAACUCAGAUAAAACGGGCUUCCGGAUGCAGGUCGCGGUUUGCAGAAGGGAGCCUAUGGACCUUCCGAGAUACUAUCUGCGAUCUGUUCCAGAGGCUGUUGCAGAGCUGCGAGGUUCUUGAGCAAGCGUUCAAGGUUCCUCGUCAAUGCAAUGAAGCAGACGAAAUCUCCAGGUAUGGCAGCACGAGCUCUGAUUUAAACCUAGCAAAUUAUCUGUGCCAUGAAUUCAUACACGGGUAUCUUGGUUGGCAUGUUAAUUCUCCUCGAUAUCGCCUGGACUCCCUGAGAGCUCGCUUGACCUCAGAUGCUUCAGGGGAAGUUCAAUGCAAUACUACUUGUAUUUAA
Messenger RNA from Aspergillus tanneri, 1206 nucleotides. RefSeq lists its product as uncharacterized. Bases 1 to 1206 code for a protein of 401 amino acids. The record is from RefSeq and is a predicted model, not a curated record. NCBI's taxonomy places the organism in Eukaryota, Fungi, Ascomycota, Eurotiomycetes, Eurotiales, Aspergillaceae. The transcript has a single exon.